Dreissena polymorpha is the source of this 7460-nucleotide messenger RNA. RefSeq names its product flap endonuclease GEN homolog 1-like. The transcript has 12 exons. Bases 1992 to 3488 code for a protein of 498 amino acids. The record is from RefSeq and is a predicted model, not a curated record. Gene Ontology annotation, molecular function: four-way junction DNA binding; 5'-flap endonuclease activity. Lineage: Eukaryota; Metazoa; Mollusca; Bivalvia; Myida; Dreissenidae.
GAUAAAUGCUAUCGUGAACAGUAUUUUUCAGAAUAAUAGAAUAAGAAUCGAUUGGUAAAACAAUAGUUAAUAAUAACAAUAACGUUAACGUAUCUGUUUCGAUCAAACAAGAGGACAAUAGACUUUAAGACGCUCACCUGACCCACUAAGCAUUUAAAUUUUUACAAGAAGGUGGGUUUAAAAAAUACUUUAUGAAGCAUAAAUAUUUAGUUUCUAUGAAAGUUUAUAUUUCCGACCUCGGCUGAGAUAUCAUUCGAACAAAUGUAUUGCCGAGGACCACGAAUAUUUGACAAAAAGUUUAUUUAUAGAGUGUAAGUGAUAUAGUGAUCUAGUUUUUAGCUCAAAUGACGGGGUUUCAAACACAUCCGAGAUAUAAUUGCCCAUUACCAAUGGUAAUGGGGGUAUAACAAUUAUGUCACUUUUUCGGUCUGUCCCGAAAUUUCAUCCGAUCUUCACCAAACUUGGUCAGAAGUUGUAUCUAGAUGAUGCCUAGGUCAAGUUUGAAUAUGGGUCAUGCCAAGUCAAAAACUAGGUCACGGGGUCACUUAGUGUGUUUUAAAUUGAAAGUUUGUCCGGACAAUAACUAUGUCAUUUAUCGUUAGAUUUUAAAAUGACUUGGUACAUUUGUUUACCAUCAUGGGACUGUGUGUCGUGUGAAAAAAACGUACGUUCAUAUCUCAAAGGUCAAGGUCACACUUGGAGUUCAAAGGUCAAAUGCUUGUCCGCGCCAUAACUUUGUCAUUUAUUGUGAGAUUUUAAAAUCAUUCGGCAAAUGUGUUCACCAUCAUUGGACGGUGUGUUGCGCGAAAGAAUUACUUCGAUAUUUCCAAGGUCAAUGUCACACUUUAAGUUCAACGAUCAUAAAUUAGUUUGUCCGGGCCAUAACUAUGUCAUUCAUUGUAAGACAUUAAAGUCAUUUGGCACAUUUGUUCACCAUCAUUGGACGGUGUUUUGCGCGAAAGAAUUACGACGAUAUCCCCAAGGUCAAGGUCACACUUAAAGUUCAAAGGUCGAAAAUGGCCAUAAAUGAGCUUGUCCGGGCCAUAACUAUGUUGUUCAUUGUGAGAAUUUAAAAUCAUUUGGCACAUGUGUUCACCAUCAUUGGACGGUGUGUCGCGCGAAAGAAUUACGUCGAUAUCUCCAAGGUCAAGGUCACACUUUGAGUUGAAAGGUAAAAAAUGGCCAUAAAUGAGCUUGUCCGGGCCAUAACUAUGUCGUUCAUUGUGAGAUUUAAAAAUCAUUUGGCACAUAAUUAUGUUCACCAUCAUUGAACGGUGUGUCGCGCGAAAGAAUUACGUCGAUAUCCCCAAGGUAAAGGUUAUACUUUGAGUUCAAAGGUCAAAAAUGGCCAUAAAUGAGCUUGUCCGGGCCAUAACUAUGUCGUUUAUUGGGAGAUUUUGAAAUCAUUUGGCACAUUUGUUCACCAUCAUUGGACGGUGUGUCGCGCGAAAAAAUUACGUCGAUAUCUCCAAGUUCACACUUUAAGUUCAAAGGUCAAAAAUGGCAAUAAAAGGUCUUGUCUGGGCCAUAACUUUGUCAUUCAUUGAGUGAUUUUUUAAAAUGACUCUGUGCAUUAAUUUUGUUUACAGUCAUUGAACGGCUUGUUUGAAAGAAUUGAAUAAAAUAUGCAUUUGACCCAUUCUAGUUUGUGGUUUGGUCUGACAAUCAAUAUAAUUGAAAUUUGCAAUGCCAUAUAUUCUCUCUCUCUCUCUCUCUCUCUCUCUCUCCGGUUACCUCCCUUAUUUUCGCGAAUGUCAUUACAUAAAGAAAAAUGCACCCACAUUUCACGGGAUCCUAUUAGUAUUACCAAUAUUAACUACAUUUUUUAUGCUGAUGCUUGGAUGGAAAUGCAUCAUGAGUUGACCAUUUAUAAAAUAUUAACAAAGAUUAUUGCAAAUGUAAUGUUUAUUAACUUGUAAGCUUUUCCAGUGUCAGUGCUCUCUUCCUGAUACGAAGUAAAGACUAUAAGAUAUUUUGAGUCAUUCCUUAUCAUGGGUGUGCAUGGACUAUGGGAGAUCCUAUCCCCGGCCAGUGAGGUCAGUGUCCCACUGACCACUCUCAGGGGGCAGACGGUAGCGGUGGACCUGAGUGCAUGGAUAAUGGAGUUCACAGGGGUGGCAGCCCCUCCUGGAAAACACUACUUGAUGAACAGGUCCCUGUUCUAUAGAACGACCAGCCUGCUGGGUAUGGGAGUGAAACUGGUGUUUGUCCUGGAUGGGAGGGCUCCAGAUAUCAAGGAGGCAGCCCUGUUGGACAGGCAGGAGGCGCAGACUGGGUCCACAGCCUCUGUCAACCUGGACAGGCCAGGCCUUAAAGUGGCAAACUCUCAGUGUGUUGAGAUGCUGCGAUGCCUGGGUGUUCCCUGUAUACAGAGUCCAGGGGAGGCAGAAGCAAUGUGUGCCUACCUCAACAAGGCUGGGCUGGUAAAUGGUUGCUUCACAGAGGAUGGUGACUUUUUCUUGUAUGGGGGUAAAACCCUGUACAAAAAUAUACAGAAAAAUGGGAAGACCUACAUGGCCGACAAGUAUACAGAUGUUUCCAUAGAUAAUAAGCUGGGGCUGGGUCAGAACGACCUUCUGGCCCUUGGCCUCCUGCUCGGCUGUGACUAUGACAAGGAGGGGGUCAGGGGCGUGGGAACUAAGAAGGGGCUGGAUUUGGUGAAGCACUUCAAGGACAAAGGGCUAGAUGCCCUAGACAGGUUGAAAGGCUGGGCAGCGAACAAGACACUUGAUGAGCUUGAACAGAGACUAGCAACCCCUGUGAAAGCCAACUCCCACUGCACAUUGUGUUCCCACCUGGGCAAAUCCACGUCUCACACGAGACUGGGUUGCACCGUCUGCGAGACAGAUACCGGGUGUCAGCCAGGCUCCAAGCUGUGUCCAUGUCAAGCAUGCUUGAACAAGCUUAUCGAACAUGAAAAUAAGUUGGAGCUAACGAUAAGGAGAAAGGCCCUGGAUAUGAAACCAGCUUUCCCGAACAUGAAAAUUGUUCAAGAGUUUACAAUGGGGACCCGCACAUGCAUGGUAACAUCAAGUGCCUUGGAACUUUCCAACGUACACUUUGAAAACCUGAUAAAAUGCCUUAAUUCCACCUUGAGAUGGGACAGAGCUGAAGCCCUUAAAAAUAUUGUCCCAUUUUUAAUUCAAUACGAAAUGCACAGGAAUGGCAAUGAAGGGAAGAUGUUUUCACCAACCAGAAUUGUUGGGAAGUGCAAAGAUAAUCAUACAAGCUGCCUUGAAGUCGAGUGGGACAAAACUGAUGUGAACACCUGGGCAGGUGAAAGUCAUGCCACUGGGGUAAAGGUGAAGGUCACCAGAGAAUUGCUGACUUUGCGAUAUCCUGCACUCGUUGAAAAAUAUGAGGAAGAUCAAGUAAAGAGGCCUCCAAAAGGGAGCCGUAAGGGGAAGAUUACAGCGGAGAUACCUGGCCAAACAACCUUGCAUCAAUUUUUUGCAAUCAAGAAGAAGAAACUUGAUUUUUCCAGCUAAGAUCGACUAGCUGUGGUCAACUGGGACUGAUUAUGUGGCUAGUGUAUGGUUGGCUAAUUAGCACGAAACAAUUUACAACUAUGCUGGGCUUCAGCUUUUGUAGACAAUCAACAAAAAAUGUGGCUAGUGUAUGCUUUGCCAAUUACUGCAAUUAGUAUCGAUAAUUUAAGGUUGUGCUAGGCUUCAGCUAUUGUAGAAGAUCAAAUUAUAACACACAGGCGGUCUAAGAGUUUACUUUUAUUUUGCCACAAAUGUUUGAUUUUAUGUUUGUUUACUGUCAGAUAUAUGUGUCAGACGGAUUUCUCUAACCAAAUAUGAAAUUGUUGAAUCUGCUAGAAAUAUCUGAACCAGAUACAGCUUUUGCAUGCUACACUCUUAAUGUGGUGAUGACUUGAUGCCUAGAUGGGACUUUACUUUUGUUAAUGUUAAAUUGAUUUAGCAAACAUAUUUUCUGUUUCUACUUAGACUCAAACCUAUGACCAUAGGCAUACUACACUAUUGGGUGCUUAUUGUUCUUAUGAUUAUUCACAAUUCAAGUCCCAUUAUUGAAAAUACCUUUUACUCAGGAAUAAUAAUUAGAAUUUUUUGAAUAUUCAUAUCAAUUAUAUUAUUUAUAUUGGUAAAGUAUUGUUUUGCGCUUAAAUAAUUAUUGUAUAUAACUUCACUUUUCAAAACUCUAGUAAGCAUUUUUGCGAAACCAUUCUCUCCAUGAUUUAAUUGUUUAGAUGUUGUCAAAGGAAACAUCGUGAAGUAUUUAUAUAUUUAACCAGGUUUUCCGAAGGAAAAAACUGGUUAUUAGAUAGGCGAAUGUUGGCGGGUGGGCUGGCAGGCAGGCGGAACAAGCUUGUCCGGGCCAUAACUUUGUCGUUCAUUGUCAGAUUUAAAAAUCCUUUGGCACAUUUGUUCACCAUCAUUAGACAGUGUGUCGCGCGAAAGAAUUACGCCGAUAUCUCCAAGGUCAAGGUCACACCUUGAGUUCAAAGGUCAAAAAUGGCCAUAAAUGAGCUUGUCCGGGCCAUAACUAUGUCAUUCAUUGUGAGAUUUUAAAAUCAUUUGGCACAUUUGUUUACCAUCAUGGGAAGGUGUGUCGCAUGAAAGAAUUGCGUCAGUAUCUCCAAGGUCAAGGUCACCACGACUAAAAAUAUAUUUAUUUUGAAACAAAGGGGGUUAAUUUUAAACAAUCAGUUCAGUUUGGGUUGUCUCCCUUUAUCAGACUUUUUUUCAAAUUGAAAACCUGGUUUUGUGACAAUUUUGUGCCUUGUUUAUUUUUAGUUCACUUGAGCACACAAUUAUGUGUAUCCAAACAGUAGGUAAGAGAUCACAUUAUAGAAAAAUCUUGUUAUAACUCUAGGGGCCACACUCAAACUUGUUAUCACUGAAGCAUUCACAUUUAUGACUCAAUUUUGAUGAAACUUGGUCAGAAUGAUUAUAUUAACAAUAUCAAGGCUGAGUUCGAACUUAGUUUCAAAACUUGUUCCCAAUCAUAGAAAAACCUUGUAAACACUAAAGAGGCCACAUUAAUGACUUAAUCUGGAUCAAACAUGGACACAGUGUUUAACUUGAAAAUAUCUAUGCCAUGUUUGAUUAUGUGUCACAUAUGUCCAAAUACGAUGUAAUACGAUCAAUGCUCAUUAAAACCUUGUUACUAAGCUAGAAACCACAUUGUUUGGCUCAAUCUUGAUGAAACUUGGUCAGAAUGUGUCUCUUGACAAUAUCUAAGCUGAUAAAGAAUCUUGGUCACAUGCAUCCAAAGACUAGGGCACAAGAUCAAAUCUUAGUAAACCUUGUCAUAACUGUAGAUGCAACAUUAACAAUUCAAUCUUAAAAAAAAACUUUGUCAGAAUGUUUAUCUUGAAUAUAUCUUGGCUGGGUCUGAAUCUAGAUCAUGUGCAUCAACAAUUAGGUACACAUGUCAAAUCUUAGAUCAUUUUUGUCACCUCUAUAGAGGCCUCAUUUAUUUUUAUCUUGAUGAAACUUGGUUAGCAGGUUGAAGUCUGGUCAAGUCUGAAUCUGGGUAACCUGUGUCUAAAACAAGGUCACCACGACCAGGUCAAGUUUCAACAAUUUGAUUUCUUAUAACUUAGAUGAGGGCUUCAGGGCCAUCAUGGCCAUCUUAUUUACUUUUAUAUCAUUUUAAAUCAGAUUUUAAAAUGGGAGUCUUUUAUGAUCAAAAUCUCUUUUUAUUCCGGUCAAUUGCCAAUUACAUUUUUAUGUAGUAACGUAUAAAUCACUGGUGAGCCAUUAUCAGCUGUAAUGAUUGCUUUUAACAAUCCUAGAUCUUUUGUCAUGUGCAGUACUGUUUGCUUAUAUUAGAUAAUCUUUUCAAUAAGUUUUUUCACUUAUGAUAUUUAUGUUAAUGAUGUGAUUGAUUUAUUCUGCAAAUGUGCUGGUCACAUGUUUAUGCUGGGAUGCUUAUAGUGGUUGACCUGUCCGUCCUUCUUUCUGUCCAUAUGAGGUUAACCGAAAUUGACCUUUACCUACUUUUAGGCUAAUUGAGAAGGUGCAAAUUAUUGUUUAACUCAAGAUAACUUGUUUGUCUAACAUCAAUAAUGCUUCCUGCCAAGCUUUCAGACUUGCACCAACGAUGACCCUGAAUACUAUCAACACACCAACAUGACCUCACUUCAUCUAAACUUUACAAUAACCUGCUUUUGGACUUGACUUGAGAUUGUCGGAACUCUUGGUAACCCGAACAUAACUGAAUUUGCCAUAAUAUAAAAUAACACUGCUAAAAAUAUUUGUUACUUGCAGGAUGUUCUUUAUGAAAAUUUUCAGGAAAUCUACAUCACCCGACCACAUUUUUAACUAUGAUCUACAUUUGGACUAAAAAUAAUUCUUAAUGAUCAAAUUCUUGGAUAACCCCAAAUCACGUGUUUCAUAUAACAUUAAUUAUGUUUCCUACAAAACGUUCUUACAUGCAUGGAUGAUGUCUAUGAACUCUUUUAAAACACCCAUAUUACCUGACCUCAUUUUCACAUUGACAAUGACCUAUUUUUAGCUCGGCUGUUUUCGUAGAAAACCCGAGGUAUUGUCAUAGCCAGCUCGUCGUGUCCGCCGUCCGUAUCAAGGUUUGUUAAAGUUUUGAACAUUUGCUCUAAAAUCAACGUGCUUCAACCUACAACUUUGAAACUUCAUAUGUAGAUGCACCUUGAUGAGUUCUACACGCCACACCCAUUUUGGGGUCACUAGGUCAAAGGUCAAGGUCACUGUGACCUCUUAAAAAAAAAUUGUGUCAAGCUUUCAUUUAUUCAAAACUGCACCCGCAGCCGAGCCGAGCAUGGCACCCGUUAUGCGGUGCUCUUGUUGGACUUAGAGACUUAAUCAGACAGUCCAUAUUCUUCCUUACCAAAAUGAUGCAUUUCUUCUGACACCAAAACUGUUAGCUACAAAGCUGUGAUUCUUGUAUAGAUGUUAUAUGAUUAUAUUGACAAGGUCUCCACUUGGGGCAUAUGUGUUUGUUGUUGUAAUUUUUAUCAUGAUUUUUAACAAUUUGCAAAUUUGAGUGCAUGUUAAAAAAAAAAAUAAUAAAUAUUAAAAAAAAUCCAUCACCAAUUAAUAAACAUUCCUUUGGGGUUGCCUUAUGUUUAACAAUGUGAAAAUUGAGUUUUCAUGUUUUGUUUGUAACUUUUUUGUUUGUAACUUUUUGUGUACUCUAGGAAUCUCAAUAAGUAUUUUGUAAUGUACAUUUAUUAUAUACAAAUACAUUUUCAAAUUAAAUUUUGUUUUUAAAAGAAAACUGGACAGAUUAUGGAUGGAAAAUUUCCAAAUGAAUAAGACACAUGUUGACCUAUACUAGUCUAUAAGUCAUGGUAGGUUAAUGUGUAUUUCAUAUAAUUGUUAGGGUGUGAGUAACAUCAUUUUCCUACAGAAUGUUUAAAAUGCUCUCUCUCAGACAACACAUACUUUUUUUACCUUGGGAACAGGCUUAAGAGUGUCUUAAUAAACCUUUGACACAUUUGAGUCGCUAAAAAA